This is a messenger RNA of Magallana angulata, 5669 nucleotides long. RefSeq lists its product as uncharacterized. The record is from RefSeq and is a predicted model, not a curated record. NCBI's taxonomy places the organism in Eukaryota, Metazoa, Mollusca, Bivalvia, Ostreida, Ostreidae.
AUAAAAGGUCAUUUUUUUAUAUUACCUAUAAUAUAGUUGUUUUUCAAGAUGACUGACCCAAAUUUUAAAAAUUGAAAAAAAAAAAAUUGUUUGUGCUGUCAAGUGAAUGAAUUAAUCCAAACCAUCCUAUCCACUAGAAAAACAAUAUAAUACAAUAUAAUAUGAGUUUAAAACAAUUUUUUUAAAGAGGGAAUUUAAAUUGUAUAUCUUAUCAAUUUUUUGGGGUUUGGAUGCACGUCUGUGGUUGUAAUCUUCAUGAUAUUAAUUCAUUAUGCUAGUAUUUCUUUCAUAAAACAUCCACUGUUCUUCGUUCGAGUCAAUUCAAACUAACGAGCAUUCGCAACUUUGUGUAUGUCAACAAACGUAAUUAUUCAAGUCUUCUGAUCAGUAUUGUCAUUUAAUUAUGUGAUUAAGCUCAAUAAAAAAAUAUAUAGAGAUAGAAAAAUAUUUCAAAGUUUAUUUCAGUGAGAAUUUACAUUAAAACAGUUAGAUUUAUCUCUGAAAUGAAUGAAAUCUCUAAAUUUUUAUGUUUUUAUUUAUGGUUAUUUUAAAUUUUUUUCAAUUAAAAAUCUUUGUUUGAAUUAUUAGAAUAUAUGAUGGCUAAUUCAAUAUAAAUUCAGAAAAAAUAAAGAAUGAUAAAAUAUUGAUACAUGUACAUGUACCAGUACUCUUGUUUAAUGUAACGGUAAACAAGUAUACUAAUACUUAAUAACGUCACAGAAUUAAAAUUUCUGUUUGAUGAUUUCUGUUGUUUUAGUGUAGGAAAUGAUACCUUAUAGAAUAUUGAACUUGAUUUUAACACAUAGACAUGUAUGGAUCAAUUUAUCACAGUUCCAGCAGUACCUGGUCUUGUAAUACCAAGUGAAAGUAACUUUGCUCAUGAUAACUUCCAAAUGAAAUGGGCUGCGCCUGUCAACACAGUGGUCACCAAAUAUGAAGUAACACUGAAUGGCACUAGAUAUAGUACAAUGAGUAAUGAAACAUUGUAUCAAUUCACUGGGAAAAUUUUCGUACCUGGAGAGUCGAACAUCAUUAGCAUUGUAACAGUGAGUGGUACAACGUCAGAUAUUUUCAAGAAAAGCUCAGAGCAUACAUAAUGGAUUAGAACCACACCAACCAAUAAGAGGAAUACUAAUUGUAUUGAUAAAAUGUAGUACCUAAAUCAAUGCAAAAAUGUGUUUUGUGAAACCAACUCAUUUGUUCAUUACAUUUCUCUAAGUUUGACUAUUAAAAACAAAGUAAGAAAUUAAGAAUAAUAAUGCAAGUUUACUAGUUUUUUUUAUGCUCCUCCCCCCCUUUGGAAGAAUACCUAGGUCGGGUUCGAUUUUGGGUCCGAUCGAGCAAUUUUUUCAUAGAGUUAUACCCAAAUGAUUAAGAGAUAUUCCAAUUGUUUGCAGUUUCCUUUCAUCUUCUUCGCAGAGGUCUUCAAUGAAGGGGGCAUUAGUGUUUCACAAACGUCUCUUGUUAAAAUAGAAUUGUAUAUUAUUGUUUUAUAAGUGUUUGUGGAUUUUUUGUGCAUUAGUUUAGUUUUUGAGAUCCACAAGAAUGUAGUGAAAUACAAUAUCUAGUAUAUGUAAUAUAUAAAGAGGAUAUCUAUAUUGUGUGGGUUUAAUUUACUUGAUCCAACGAGUUGAAAUGGUGUAUAUAUUCGUGUAUAUAGGCUUGCCGAGGAAAUAUAACCAUUUCAACGAGUUGGAUAAAGCAAAUAUAAAAUCGCUCAUCCAUAGAUGUUCUGUUUAUCUCAUGCAUUUUGUUUUAGAUUAUGAAGCUUUUGAGACAGCCCCUUAUAUGACCCGAAUUCCUUUUUUUUUUUUUUUUUUUAGACUAAACGAUGAUACUACGUUGUGUUAUGCGGUUUUCGUGACAUUGCGCAAUACAAUUUAGUAAGUCAUUUCAGAGAUAAAUCUAACCAAUAAAAUGUAAAUUCUCGCUGAAAUAAACCUUGAAAUAAUUGUCUAUCUCUAUAAUAUUUUUCAUUGAGCUUAAUCAAAUAAUUGAAUGAACAGAACCAAAGCCACCCACUAAUUGACAAUGUCUACAGAGUCCUCUGGAUAUCUCUCUUAAGAUAUCAUGGACAGCUCCAACUGAACCCAAUGGCCUCAUUGUUAGGUAUCAGAUUAAUGUCAGUCCAAGAAAUCUACAAAUCUACACCUCGUUAAAUGAAAAACAUAAAAAUGUUGAGGGCCAAUUAUCAGGUAUAACUUGAUAAAAGGGGAAAUUUUACUUCAAAAGUAUAAAAAAAAAUCUGGUCGACUUAAAACUCUCUCCGAUUUCAGGAUAUUUGUGUAGUUCCAGUGUAACAUCCAGAGUAUGACAAUUAGCAAUCAAUUCAAUUUUUAAACAUUAUGUUAGACAAUUAUUGUAGAAUCCUGCAAACUUUAUUUGCAAGCAUUUUCCUCGCAUAAGUAAGUUCACCCAUUUUAAUCGUCUUUUAAGAGAUUGCUUCAUGUGCUAUAAUGAAAAUGUUAAAUCUUAUUUGCACUUUUAAAAAAUAUAAUUUUGACACAUUAAGAAUAUUUUUUUUUUGACAAACAGAUUGAUUCUUGAACAUAAUGAUCUUUAAAAUUUCAUAUCAUAGCUAAUUUUCUUUUAUUUUGUAGAACAAAUGUAUACCUUUACUGUACGUACAAUCAAUGAUGCUGUUGAUAACAUCAGUGAACCAAGCCAACCACUAAGCUGUACAACAAAAGCUGGGAGUAAGAUUUAAAUCUUCUGUAAAGUGGCUUUAGCUUAAAAUCAUGUAACAUGCAUCGUCGCCUUUGUGGCUUCCAUGAACUUGGACACAAUUUCUGUCAUGCCCUAUAUGCUGACCAUAGAUUGAGGAACUCUUAAGUAUCAUUUUUUCGACUUCUACUCUACCCUUCAAAAUUUUUAUCCUCUAACCCCUAGAGGGAACCACGUUCUGUUAUAUUGGAUAUAAUGAGGGUUUUUUUUUUAAUUGAGUUCAGGUGUGCCAGAGGCUCAAUGAAACCUUUUAAGAUCAAUCUGUUUUUGAAUUCCUUCAUUAUUGGUGUCUGAAUUUUUUCACAUGUUGAAUUUUGAAAUUUCUACAUGCCAUUUUCCCUUUGAAUUUGUAACUGUAUCCGAAUGUUUGCUGUGAUUACCUACAAUAUCUUAUUUUUAGCAUUGUACAUUUCCCCAAAGCAAUAUGAUUUACAUUCAUAAUUAAUAUACACAAAAUGUCCUUGUCCUAAGAUGCUAGGGAUGGGUGGAAAUAUCACUCUUUAAGUAGGUAACAAAUUUAUGAUUGGGUUCUCUGAAUUAUGUUGAAAGAUAGCUCCUGCACAUUUUUAAGAACGGCAAAGAUCUUCGACAAAGGAUUCUUUAAAUUUAUUCUGUAUAAUUAUAUGAAAUUUUGAAAUACUAGUAGGUUUGUUUCUUUAAAAAUUAUUAAACGUUAGAAACUGUAAUGUACAUAUCAUUACAUGUACAUAUUCAAAAACAAGUGAUAAAUUGUACCUCUUUUAUUCACAGUUUAAUGUGACCUAUAUUACACUCUUUUAUAUCGAUAUUUUUGUCGAAAUCGAAUAUAAUUCCACCUUGUCCAAAUCUCAGAUUAAAGAAUGAAUAAAAUUAAGGGUAUCGACAUUUAGUUAUUUUUUUUUUAUCACAGUACGUCACAAGAAGGCAAUUGUAUCUUCAGUGAAAUUGUUUAUAUGACCAAUUUGGGUAAUAAAUGUCCAUGUAUCUCUGUAUUGCAACAGGAAUAGCUUCAGACUACUAACCUGAUAGUGUUUAGUUUGAAUACAGCAACUAGCUAUAGGUUCUUUUAGCGUUUUUUAAAAGUGAUGAAUUUUUAUGAUGAUGUGUGAGUCGCCACGACAAAACCAGGCUGUUGAGUUUACGUCAUAAUCGAGAAAACGGCGCUGAAACAAAACGUCAAUCACGUCGCGUUUUUUUUUUAAUAAAGAAAAAAGAAUGACACAUUUCCCAUAAUCAUUUUGUACAUUUUUAAAAUGAUUUCUAUACAGAACUAUGUCGAUUUUAAUUAAUAAAUUAAUUAUGAAUAAAAUAAAGUCAAUAUUAAAUCUGUGUUACACGAAGAAAUUCAAUUUUACGACAAGAGUUAUGUAACUAUAAUUGAUAUAUAUACUGUGUAUCGAUUGAUAGUGAAAGCCAAGUUGUAACGUUACAAGUAUUUCGGGUUUUUCCAUGGUCCUUGACAAAAUUAAUGCUCAGUAGUCAAAUUCCAUCAUAAUUUAAGAUUUCGGCGAAAAACAUCGUGUAAAACAGUUAGGUUUAUACGAUAUAAGAGAAACAAUUUUAUACGCGAAUGACAUCCCGUAUUAGUUAUCGGACGUAGUAAAAACGAAAGUAUAACCAUUUCAAACAAUCGGCGGGAAGUCCCACAGAUCGCAGACGAACAUUGACAGCUACGCUGAAGUAUAGAAGAAUGAUAAAAUAUUUAUUAUGAGCCAGUCAAGCAGAGUGUUCGACGAGAUAAUUUGUCACCAAGAUGAACCUUUUAUCGAUGAAAUCACAUCUUUGAAUGAUUUAUACUUCGGCAAUCAUACCGAGUGUGUGCCAUUGUCAUCGUCCGAAGACGAGGAAGAGGACAGUGAGACUACAGACAUCAGUGUCCGUAAUUAUACAGAUUCUACAUAUAAUUCAGAUUAUCAACACGAAUUCGAAUACAGAACUGUCGACUUAGACGAAGUUAAAUUUGUCGGUGUAUUCAAAACAAAAACAUGCGGUUGCAGUACAUUGUAUGGUUCCCCAUGUAGUACAAAAAUCGAAUUCGACCACAUGCUAGAAUACAGACACCAGUGUCAGGAAAUGUCAAGUGAGGAAUUAGAUCUAACAGUGAAAGUUCAACUUGCUGCAAACAGGAAAUCUAGUACAUACUGGCCCCAGUCUACAGGUAAAACAAAAACAAAAGAGGGAUAAAGAGUAUCACAAAAGUACUAUUUUGCUGGUCAGCAAGUAUGUCGAGAUACUUUUCUUUUUUGCCAUGGCAUAGAGAAAUUCAAGCUUAACAGCCUAGCUGCAUCGCUGGAUAAAGAUUGCCUAAAACCUAGGAUUCAUGGAAACACUGGGAAAACCCCUAAACAUGCAAUCAGCCUUACAGAUGUUCAGCGUAUAUCUCAGUUCUUGAAAGAAUAUACAUUUAAGAACGGACUCCCACUGCCAGGCAGACAGCCAAACUACUCAACCCGUGGUGACAAAGUCCUGUUCUUGCUUCCCUCUGACAAGACAAAGUCUGAUAUUUGGGAACUUUAUAACCAAGCAUAUGCAGCGACAAUGCUUAAUUAUAGGUAUGUGUGAUUCUGUUUUAAUAAAAUUGUUAAAGUUAUUUGAUGUUCUCGUGCUGAACAAAAACCAAAUAAUGUAGUGCAUAUUUUGUGGGUCUGAUGAGCAUUUUAAAGUGUGUUAUAAUACAUGAUGCACAUGAUGUCUUAAAACGAAUUAACAUUCCUAAUAAUUACUGGUACUAAUGAUAUACAUAUUUGAUUAAUAGUAUACAUGUCCAGAAAGUUUUGUAUUUAUGAGAACAUGAAAUUGAAAACUUUAUGGUAGUCUUCAAAACUAUGCAUAAUUAGGUUUGUUUUAAAUGACAGACAAGUGAACUUAUCUGAGUUCAAGAAAGUUUGGUUCGAACAAACACCACACAUCCUGAUUAUUAUGCCAGCUACUGAUUUGUGUCCAAAAUGCCAGAGAUAUGUUCAUAA